CUUUCAUUGAGCGCAGGGCGCCAGAUCCAGCGGGCCUUUCUUUUGGGAACUCCUUCCUUUCACAACAACACCUCAGAAAGAAGCAAUCAAUCGAGGGCCACCGGGAUAUCGAUCGUUCCCUUCACUUUUGCACUGAGACGCGUUUGAGACGAUGCUGGCUGUGCUGUUUAUCGCUGCCUUUGCAGCGGCCGCGCGCGCGAGUGAUGUGCUGGAGUACACGGAUGAUGAUUUUGACAGCAAAAUCGGAGACCAUGACCUUAUUCUGGUGGAGUUCUUCGCACCCUGGUGUGGCCAUUGCAAACGUCUUGCCCCUGAAUACGAGGCAGCCGCCACUCGGCUAAAAGGCAUCGUCUCACUGGCUAAGGUGGACUGUACCGCCAAUUCCAACGUGUGCGGCAAAUAUGGCGUGAGCGGUUACCCGACCCUGAAGAUUUUCAGAGACGGAGAGGACUCCGGUAGCUACGACGGUCCCAGGACGGCAGAUGGAAUUGUUAGCCACCUGAAGAAGCAGGCUGGUCCAGCCUCGGUGGAGCUCAAAAGUGAGGCCGAGUUCCAGAAGUUCACCGGGGACCGUGAUGCCAGCGUUGUGGGAUUCUUCGCUGAUGGAGGAAGUGCUGCUCAGGGAGAGUUCCUGAAGGCUGCCAGCGCUUUAAGAGAGUCCUACCGCUUCGCCCACACUAACGUAGAGGACUUGUUGAAGAAGCAUGACGUCGAUGGAGAGGGUAUUAUUUUGUUCCGACCACCUCAUCUCAGCAACAAAUUUGAAGAUGCCAGUGUGAAAUUCACUGAAGACAAAUUCACAAGCCCAAAGAUCAAGAAGUUCAUUCAGGAUAACAUUUUUGGCAUCUGUCCCCACAUGACUGAUGAUAACAAAGACCAGCUGAAAGGCAAAGACUUGUUGGUGGCUUACUAUGAUGUGGAUUAUGAGAAGAACCCCAAGGGUUCCAACUACUGGAGGAACAGAGUAAUGAAGGUGGCUAAGGGCUUCCUGGACCAGGGGAAGAAGCUCAGCUUCGCUGUGGCCAGUAAGAACGGCUUUAGCCAUGACGUGUCUGAGCUGGGUCUGGACGGCAGCAGUGGAGAGCUGCCUCUUGUCGGCCUCCGUACUGCCAAGGGAGACAAAUACGUCAUGAAGGAGGAGUUCUCUCGUGAUGGAAAGGCCUUGGAAAGGUUCCUGCAGGAUUAUUUCGAUGGAAACCUGAAGCGUUAUCUAAAAUCAGAGCCUGUUCCUGAGAACAACGAUGGCCCUGUGAAGGUUGUUGUGGCUGAAAACUUUGAGUCGAUUGUAAAUGAUGAGAGCAAAGAUGUUCUCAUUGAGUUUUACGCCCCCUGGUGUGGACACUGCAAGAGCCUGGAGCCUAAAUACAAAGAACUCGGAGAGAAGCUUUCUGACGAUCCAAACAUCGUCAUCGCAAAGAUGGAUGCCACCGCUAAUGACGUCCCCUCUCCAUAUGAAGUUAGAGGAUUCCCCACAAUCUAUUUCUCCCCCGCUGGUCAGAAGCAAAGUCCAAAGAAAUAUGAGGGAGGUCGUGAAGUCAGCGACUUUCUUUCCUACCUGAAAAGAGAGGCCACAAACACCGUGGUGGUGCAAGAGGACGAGAAGAAAUCAAAGAAGAAGAAGAAGUCCGAGUUAUAAACAAUCACAGCCCAACAAGCGAGGAGGGAAUUUUUUGCAGGAGACUUAAAUUAUAUUCCAAUCUUUAGUGAAGCGAGUGCUCUGACCCACGUCACAAUGUCGGCCCUCUCUUGGGCCUGCUGCUCUGGGAACACUGUGGAAGGUUGUGACGGCCAGACCAUGUGUGAUUUUUAGAUAAGUGAAAGAGGUACAGAUCUGUCAAAUUGAGAUUGUUUUCCCUACACUGUACCUUGGAGAGAUGCACUUUUGAGACCAAUUCUACAUGUUUCUUUCUCAUGGAAAAGGGGGAUUUGGUGAAUUAUUUUUCCUUUUUUGUACCAUGUUGGUUUGUUUUUUUUGUUUUUUUUUUUUUUUUUUUUUUUGUACGUUUGGAAGGAUUGUGAAAAAAUAAAAGACCCACUAAACCUA
Puntigrus tetrazona (Sumatra barb) is the source of this 2044-nucleotide messenger RNA. It is a transcript of the gene pdia3, whose product is annotated as protein disulfide isomerase family A, member 3. The record is from RefSeq and is a predicted model, not a curated record. Gene Ontology annotation, cellular component: endoplasmic reticulum; cell surface. NCBI's taxonomy places the organism in Eukaryota, Metazoa, Chordata, Actinopteri, Cypriniformes, Cyprinidae. Gene Ontology annotation, biological process: response to endoplasmic reticulum stress; protein folding. Bases 152 to 1636 code for a protein of 494 amino acids. Gene Ontology annotation, molecular function: protein disulfide isomerase activity. The transcript is spliced from 13 exons.